Neomonachus schauinslandi (Hawaiian monk seal) is the source of this 918-nucleotide messenger RNA. RefSeq names its product olfactory receptor 2D3. Gene Ontology annotation, biological process: G protein-coupled receptor signaling pathway. The record is from RefSeq and is a predicted model, not a curated record. Gene Ontology annotation, cellular component: membrane. Lineage: Eukaryota; Metazoa; Chordata; Mammalia; Carnivora; Phocidae. The coding region runs from base 1 to 918 and encodes 305 amino acids. The transcript is spliced from 2 exons. Gene Ontology annotation, molecular function: olfactory receptor activity; G protein-coupled receptor activity.
AUGGGAGAGGAAAACCAAACCUUUGUGGCUGAGUUUAUUUUCCUUGGCCUUUCCCAGGACUUGCAGACCCAGAUCCUGCUAUUUAUUCCUUUUCUCAUCAUUUAUCUUUUGACUGUGCUUGGAAACCUGCUCAUCAUCAUUCUCAUCUCCAUGGAUUCUCGACUUCACACUCCCAUGUACUUUUUUCUUAGAAACCUCUCUUUCGCAGGUCUCUGCUUCUCCACUAGCAUUGUCCCUCAAGUGUUGGUCCACUUCCUUGUAAAGAGGAAAACUAUUUCUUUUUUUGGGUGUAUGACACAGAUAAUUGUCUUCCUUCUGGUUGGGUGUACAGAGUGUGCACUGCUGGCAGUGAUGUCCUAUGACCGGUAUGUGGCUGUCUGCAAGCCCCUGCACUACUCCACCAUCAUGACCCAAAAGGUGUGUCUCCAGUUGGCCAUAGGCUCCUGGGCCAAUGGCGCACUAGUGUCUCUGGUGGAUACCACCUUUACUUUUCAACUACCCUAUCAAGGACAGAACAUUAUUAAUCACCACUUUUGUGAACCUCCUGCCCUACUGAAGCUGGCUUCAGCAGACAACACUUACAGCACAGAAAUGGCCAUCUUUGCAAUGGGUGUGGUCAUCCUCUUAGCUCCUGUCUGCCUGAUCCUUGUCUCCUACUGGAAUAUUAUCUCCACUGUGAUCCAGAUGCAGUCUGGAGAGGAGAGGCUCAAAGCUUUCUCUACCUGUGGCUCCCAUCUCACUGUUGUUGUCCUCUUCUAUGGCUCAGCAAUAUUUGCCUACAUGCAGCCAAACUGCAAGACCACAAGGACCACAAAAGAACAGGAUAAAAUGAUAUCUGUGUUCUAUACAGUGGUGACUCUGAUGUUGAACCCCAUAAUUUAUAGCCUGAGAAACAAGGAUGUCAAAGGGGCUCUCUGA